Messenger RNA from Xiphias gladius (swordfish), 2633 nucleotides. It is a transcript of the gene hapstr1b, whose product is annotated as UPF0472 protein C16orf72 homolog. The record is from RefSeq and is a predicted model, not a curated record. Lineage: Eukaryota; Metazoa; Chordata; Actinopteri; Istiophoriformes; Xiphiidae. The transcript is spliced from 4 exons. Bases 241 to 1032 code for a protein of 263 amino acids.
UCAUCGCGUUCUUUACUUUGGUGUGUUUUACACUGGGCGUGCGGACGUUGUGUAAAAUCGCCACGAUGCGGCUCUAACAACAAUUAUUGUUUUCUUUUAUACUCAUUGUUAGGGUCUUGCAACGUAUUUCUCUCACAGCAUACAGGGGAAAGACCGUUAAGUGCCUCCGGAAACCAAACAAUCUUAUAUUUCACACGAAAGGCUAGCUCAUAGGCUACUAGCUAACGCCUAACGUUAGCUAUGGAGGAGAGGAAAGAGGAGGGAGAAGCGGAGAUCCAAGAGCACGGCCCCGAGCACUGGUUCUCCAAAUGGGAACGGCAGUGCUUAGCAGAGGCCGAACAGAAUGAUCCAAAUGAGGAGGAGACGGAACAAAGUCAACAGAAGCUGUGGCACCUGUUUCAAAACUCAGCCACCGCGGUAGCACAGCUCUACAAAGAUAGAGUGUGCCAGCAGCAAGGCCUCUCUCUCUGGGUGCCCUUCCAGAAUGCAGCCACAGCUGUCACUAACUUGUAUAAAGAGAGUAUGGAGGCCCGUCAGCGGAGCUAUGACCUGGGCAUCCACUUAGGCUACCAGCGCAGAAAUAAGGAAGUGAUUGCAUGGGUGAAGAAACGCAGAAGAACUAUCAGGCGAGAGGACCUCAUCAGCUUCCUGUGUGGCAAAGUUCCACCUCCAAGGACAGCGCGUGCCCCGCCUAGAGUUGCCAUGGUGUCUUCAAGCCGACCAUCACCCCCAGAGACAGGCAGCUCCGUGGAGACUGACCUGCAGCCCUUCAGAGAGGCAAUCGCACUGCACGGCCUUAGUGGUGCCAUGGCAAGCAUUUCUGUGCGGUCUGGUCCUCCCGGUUCCCCAACUCACCCCGCCCAGUCCCUCAGUCGUCGUAGGAAUGGUCUUCACGACGUGGACCUCAACACCUUCAUCGCUGAGGAGAUGGCACUCCAUUUGGAUUCCACAGCCAAUCGUAAACGAGGUCCUGCUCCCUGUAGUGAUGUCAUCACAGACUCGCCCACUCAUAAACGUAACAGGAUGCUCUGAACUUUUCCUACAUCACUAAUCCCUCCUCUGUCCUCUCCUCGGUGGCUGACUGGACAUCUGAGGACUGAUGCCUUGGCCAAGCAUUGAAAUCUUCCUCCUAUUCAUCUUAGUUGCAAUGCUAAAAAAUAAAGAAAAACGUAACUAUUACCAACCCACAUAGUUCUCCCCUUCUUGAUUUUUCUUUCACACAUCCUCCCUCACCCCCCACCCUAACACCAGUUGUUUCGCACAUCCUUUCCAUGUUAAAUUUCUGUUUUCCUCAUUAGUUUUUUCUUUCCUGUUUUAUGUUUGUUUGGCCUCAGUACACCUGAUACUGAAGUGAGCACAUGUCACACUUGAACUCCUUAAAUUGCAGUGUGUUGCUUUUAGACAUUGUUUGUUGGCCGGGCCCCUUUGUACUUCACAUCCAGUAAUCAGAUGAACCGGGCUGUUGCCUACUGUUUGCUGUUCUCCUCCCCUCAUUCCUAAAACGUACUUCUUCCUCCUCCUCCUCCUCCUCUUCCUCUGUGGAGUACUGGCCAAACCAGACUGGACUGAAACUAUGGCUCCUCGGGAGGCUGAACUGCCUCCCUGCUGUGUGGCUCCACUCAAAACGCUUGUCAGCGUGUGUAUCUCAUUCAGCUGCUGCUCUGUGUGUUUGCGUAUCUGACAGCAGAACUGCCACUUACUGUGUUGUACUUGUCUUUGCCUUUGAGAAAGCUGCUACAGUAUCUCUGGUUGUUGUGCAACUGUGUGUGUGUAUGAGUGUAUGACUGUGUGUGUGAGUGUGUAUGACUGUCUGUGUGUGUGCUUCUGGAUGCAGGGUUCUGGCAUAUUCAGCACCCACUUGACCCAAUUAUUUCAUAUUUUACUUCAAUUCAUCCUAUUUUUUUCUUUAGUUGCUCUUUGCAGCCCAAAUCAGGGUUUUAUCACAAAGCAGGUCAGUCCAAUUUAAACAGAUAAUGGUGGCUAUCGUUACUGUCAGAGUUAGCUAACACUUAGAGUAGUGGGAUGGCAGGAAGUGGAAAAGCAAGAUGUAUUUUCAACAAAACUUUCUUUGCUGAAGUGCCAUUAUCCUGAAUUUUAUUUAAGUUUACAAAAAUCUAAUUAUGCACAGUUUCCCUGUCAACGGCAAAACACAUUUGAGUGAGUACCGAUUUUUGCAUUUUUGCAUUAAGAGCAGUACCAGUGGUUCAGAGCUUGCAUUAUACCUAUUUUAUGUUUACAGUUGUCCCAUCGAUAGGAACAUCAGCUGGUGCAUGGUCAUCAUCUUGUCUCUUGAACUUCAGAAAGAGUUACAACACUUUCACACUUGUGAUUUCAGCUUUAAACUUAAAAAAAUUCAGGGGGCAGUUGCCUGUUAACUAGUGGGGGCCAAUGGCUGUGAUCGUUUUAUUAUGUCCAGCCAAUUCAUGGACUAUUGGGUGUGAUGGUUCAAUAAGGCUUGGGGCACUUGUUUUUGCUAGUUUCAAACACUGCUUUGUGAUACAAUCUUGUGUAAUGUGUGUAAAUAACAUGUAGGUGCUGUUAUAUGUGGUACAUAUUGUAAAAAGAAGUGCAAAUCCAUUGGGAUGUCCAUGUACAAUAAUAAUUCUGACAUUAAAGAAAAUACAGGCGUUUAA